AUGCCACCAAAGAGGAAAGCGGCUAGCAGCAACAGUUCCUCGAAGGUUGCCAAAGCAGCUGCCAAUGCCACUCCUGCCUCAAGUACGGAUAUCGCGGGUGGAGAUGUAAACUUUUCGAAUGCGAAUACUCUGUCUAAGAAACGCUCUUAUAUCGUUCUUGAUUGGAAGUCCACAGAUUACGACGAUGAAGAUGAGGAGGACGAUGAAGAUGGAGAGGACGAUAAGGCUGAGGAGGAUGAUGAAGAUGCUACCAAGAAUGAUGGAAAUGGCAGGAAGGAUCAGAAGGAUAAGAGGCGGGGUAAAGAUUUGGAUCUCCCAAACCCAGGGCAGAAGUUCGGCGAAGAAUGGUGUAGUAGGGUAUCUGAUAUAGGAUUUCCCAUAUCUCAAGAUGGUGUAGAGCUUGCCCAGAAACUGGACAAAGAACGUGACAAGAGAAACCAAGAUCCCUACGAUGUACAUAUUUACAACGACUUCAACGGCUAUGGGAGUUCUGAGGCCGUACAAAAUUUUUAG
This is a messenger RNA of Botrytis porri, 513 nucleotides long. RefSeq lists its product as uncharacterized. The record is from RefSeq and is a predicted model, not a curated record. The transcript has 3 exons. The coding region runs from base 1 to 513 and encodes 170 amino acids. NCBI's taxonomy places the organism in Eukaryota, Fungi, Ascomycota, Leotiomycetes, Helotiales, Sclerotiniaceae.